AUGUCAGACCAAUCACCAGCCUUGAGGUCUAAUGCCACUGCUGCGACCCUUGGUACACUCCCUUCAGAGAUCCUACAGCAGAUCUUCUACGCCAGCACAACGCCGACCUUCUUCCAGCUCCUCCAAAUCAACCGCCGAUUCUUUCAACUGGCAUCGCAAAGUCGAGAAAUCAUCCUCCACCACCUCCGCGAAGUUCCUGGCCUCAAGUUGGGCUUGGAGCACCAUUCCGUCCCCACAGAUCACCUGUUCCUCAUCUUCCGGCAACGCGCCGCCUCACACCUCUAUGGCGUCAACUUCACCGCGGAUUGUCGGAGCUGGGUGCCGCCGCCCUCCAGCCAUAGCGGCGCGAGGGACACCAUCGAUCCCCGGGCGUCAUGCCUCGGCGUCGAGAGCGAGUGGGGGAACAACGUGUGUUUAGUCCUGAAGAACAGCCAUCGAGUCCGGAUGAACUGGCACCACGACUUGCCGGGGGAGAUGAUCGAGUCGCCUUACGCAGAUGGCCGGGCGAAAAUCAUCCAGGUCGUACAGAAGAGCCACUACAUCACCGUCUUGUAUGCUUGGACUCCACCUGAUGAGGAUCCCGCUAAUGACACGUCCCAUCCCGAGCCGACGACGACGUUCAAGGCCUCUGUGAAAGAGGUGCUCGAAGACCGCACGGCCACACAUCGGUCUUCCAAGUAUGGCCGGCCUUCGUCGUCCAAACAUAAACAAUCCAAAGCUUCCUCCUCUCUUGCUCGUGUCCACUACCACCUCCUCCACUAUGACAUGUUCAGGAACGACCGUCCGCUCUUCUUCCCUAUCCCGACACACAAGUCCAUAGAUGACAACACCCUGGUCCCCGUCCAUCUCGCGGUCCAUAACCGUCUGACUUGUGCCAUUCUGUGGGAUCUCCCAGACACCAUGACUCCUUCGGAGGAUGUUACAGUCUGUCUCUACACAGCCGACCACCUUCCGCGGGGCGAGGCGGGCGAAUACAACGUCUGGGUUCUGUAUCCUUAUGACCGUCCAACGGCGAUCUAUCGGUCGUCGCGGUCGGGCGAUCGAAUAGUCGACUCUGCGAGGGGGAACUCAGACGACAACGACGUUGAUGGGAGUGGAAUCGCCUACACUGUCACCUCCGUGCACCAAAUGCAGAACCGCUACGGCUUCGAAUACGACCUCGGGCAGGAUUUGCGUCUCGUGAACUUGCCCCAGCGACCGCGCGCCCUCGCAUUCUUCCACGACGGCCGGCGCCUGUCUCUUUAUGCCCCUGGGUCGGUCGUGCCAUUCACGACCCUAUUAGCCAACGACCGCACCCGCCGCCGCAUUUUCAACCCCAUGUCGUCUCACCCCAUCUAUCCGUCGACCAUACACGCAUUCAACAGGCUGUGUAGAAGCGUUCGUCACACAAGCACCACGUCCAUCUUCGGCACACACUUCGCGCUCGGCUUGCCGUUCUUCAGUGCGCACGAAACUACCGCCUACCCAUGCAACGCGGAGCCACAGGACCUCUUGAUGCGCGACGGGGAAUGUGUGAAUCACAUGCUGUGCCUGGGCACGGCGAAUCUCCCGACGUUCUCGAGGUUCACUCAAAAUGGUGUCGUCGUCAGGGAGAUCGGCCCGCAGGUGCUCACGAUUGUGCAGAUCCGCAGGCGUGUCAACUACAAUCUCUGUCCACAUACGAGAUCCACAGAUCAUUUGCCUCGUUUGCCCCGACCACCACGAAGGUACCGGGAGAGUCGACAUUUGAAUCAUCACCUCUAUCCCGAUGCCGAACCCCAUUCCGACAUCACCGUGGGCCCGCCGGAGUACGAAGACGAUGAUGACGGCGACGACGACGUCGGCAAUGUGGAUCUCGACUUUGACCCUGAAGGGAACGCUUGGGUCGCCUCCGACCCAGAGGCCGAGAAUUUGCAUGGAACAGAUCUGCGCGUCGCAGCGAGAUUGUGGGGAUGGGCGCCUCAACGCACCACGCUGACAGGACUCGAUACCAUAAGCAUAUCGCCCAGAGGGGAGCGCAUCGCCGUCGCACAAUGGGAUCGAGUGCUUGUUUAUGCGUUGGACCCGCGGGCGCUUUGCGACGAGGCGUGGGACGAGGACAGCGAUAGUGACAUCGCCAUCAGCGAAGGGGAAAGCAGCCCGGAGAGCAGCAGCGAAAGUGAGAAUGACGAUCACGACGACCAUGUAGUUCAGCAUGCCCCCCCAAUCCCCGAGCAUUCACCGCCCGUUUCAAAUCCUGCCCCGAUCCCUUCAGCCUCAGCACCACCGAAAGCAGCGUCUUUCACCUCAAGCACAUCUACCUUGCUCUCAUUCGCAGACUUAUUGUACUUCUAUCCGCACACUAACGACGGCUGGCCUCUUGAACGGAUCGUCGAGCUCCGUCCGAUCGUGUUGAAGAUGGAUGGUGGUGCGGUGGUACGAAAGAUGAGCUGGGCGUUAGGGAAGCCAGUCCGGAUGGACGACGAGGAGGCCAAUGAUGCGGGAGAAAUCUCUGGGAAAUGGGAAGCGGCGGAAGGAGCAGCGGAUGAAAUGGAAGGCAUCAUGAUGGUCAAGGAAACUGAAAACGAGCAUGACGCUGGGAAUGUAGCGAGCACCGACGACACAGCACGGCUGAAUUCGCAACGACCAAAUGCUGAAGGUGGGCGUUCUGACAACAGUAGAGCAUCAGCAGAUGUGGAGAAUUUCCAUCCAUGCGACCGACAGCAGCCCCCCGAAUCACUGCAGUGCCACAGCCAACCACUACCGAAAUCGGAUUUGCAGACUGAUGCGUUUUCAAAGAAUACAUGCACCGCAGUCCCAGAGGUGGAGAUGAGUACUAUCUUCCAUGAAAUACCACCAGCACCCUUUUCGGAUACCAAAUUGAUCGGACAGAUCAAAUAUAUUGCGCGUCCUACUGACCACCACAGUUCCACAAACAAAGUCGCCCUCGAGUCUCCUGAAUCGACACCUUCACGUCCAGCAGUGCUUGACCCAGUCAAAGGCAAAGAAAUUGAGAUGAUGGAGGCUUCAGCUGAAGGAAGAAGAGACGAGACCCAUGAUACGACAACAGAUCAUGAGCAUGGAGCGUCUCCGGUUGCGGAGCCGUCCGAAUCAGGAGAGUCGGAGCCGUGGUACAAGCGCAAAGGAAAUCCACGGACGAGGGUUGCUGAGAAUGAGUUAACCGUACUGACGGACAGAGGGUUACAAGUCUGGGAUCUGAGUGUCUGGGGAAGAGGCAGGCGGAUCCGGUGCGAGCUUCCAUGCGACGAUAUUCUGUAUUAG
This is a messenger RNA of Fonsecaea multimorphosa CBS 102226, 3240 nucleotides long. RefSeq lists its product as uncharacterized. The transcript has a single exon. Bases 1 to 3240 code for a protein of 1079 amino acids. Lineage: Eukaryota; Fungi; Ascomycota; Eurotiomycetes; Chaetothyriales; Herpotrichiellaceae. The record is from RefSeq and is a predicted model, not a curated record. Gene Ontology annotation, molecular function: protein binding.